CUCCUCGUCCGUGUGCCUCGUUCUCCACCUGACAGCUCGUCGGAAGCCGUGCACGCACCGAGCCGCUGGCUCCUCGCUUGCACUGAUCAAGGGCCGUGCGGGUGUGUGCAUCGGGAGGAGGGGGCGGGUUGGGGCCGGAUACCCGCCAGCUGUUGACUCCGAGCAUCCCGCUGCGCACGGCGGCAUGCAGCGCUCCUGAUCCCGGCAGAGAUCAGCCGUCCUUCCUCGUCUCGGAUAUUUUGAGGCCCGGCCAUGUCUGCGAGAGAGAAGGGGAGCCUGACCAAAGACAGUGUCAGCCUGCUGCCAUGUUUCUAUUUCGUAGAGCUGCCGAUCCUGGUGUCGUCGGUGGUCAGUCUGUACUUCCUGGAGUGGACGGAUGUGUUCAAGCCAGCGAAGUCGGGCUUCAACUGCCACGACCGCAGCCUGAGCCUUCCCUACAUCGACCCCAACCACGAGGUCAUCCCCCUGCUGAUGCUGCUCAGCCUGGCCUUCGCCGGACCCGCCAUCGCGAUAAUGAUCGGCGAGGCCAUCCUGUUCUGCUGUCUCUCUGGGAGGAGGAGCGGCGCCGAGGCCAACAUCAAUGCUGCUGGCUGCAACUUCAACUCCUUCAUACGCAGAGCUGUCCGCUUUGUUGGCGUUCACGCUUUCGGUUUGUGUGCCACGGCCCUCAUCACCGACAUCCUCCAGCUGAUGACAGGCUACCCAACGCCCUACUUCCUCACGGUGUGUAAACCCAACUACACAGCGCUCAACGUCAGCUGCGAGCACAACCCCUACGUCCUUGAGGACAUCUGCUCGGGGCCGGACUCGGCAGCCAUCCUGCGGGGAAGGAAAUCCUUCCCGUCGCAGCAUGCUACCCUUGCAUCCUUUGCUGCUGUCUAUGUUUCGAUGUACUUCAACAGCACUUUGACCGACUCGUCCAAACUGCUCAAGCCCCUGCUGGUCUUCUCCUUCAUUAUCUGCGCCAUCAUUUGUGGUCUGACCCGGAUUAUUCAGUACAAGAACCAUGCCGUCGACGUCUACUUGGGCUUUCUGCUUGGAGGAUCUAUUGCUUUCUACCUGGGUUUGUAUGCAGUGGGAAACUUUGAGCCUAGUGAGGAGGUUAGUGCCAGUCCUCCAAUAAUGCACCGCCCCCCCUGCUCCCUGCCCCACAUCAGCCAGGAGGCUGUACUCCACCACCUGCAGAUGAAAGCCAGCAUGGCCGGGGGGCCGGGCAUGCACACCUCCCACUCUGAGGGCCUCCUCCACCGAGCGCUCCAGCAGCCCCGGUCUGAUGACAGUCUCAAGCGUUCCAGUGCCGAUGUGGAAGUGAUCUCCCCCCACAGCCCCCAGAGCAAGGACGGCUUUUUGACCUUUAGCCACACCCUUCCUCGAGUCCACACCCCCCAGGCCAUGGCAGCUUAUGAAGAAGCAGCUAGACGCCACGCCGCCACCCUCCACCAUGCCUCCAUGGACUCCAGCCGAUCAAAACAGCUUCUGUCUCAAUGGAAAAGUAAGAACAGCAACCACAAAUGCUCCCUGCAGGUCCCAGACUCCUUCUCCGCCUCUUUAGAUUCCUCAUCGGGGCAGACCCCCCAGCACCCGCACCACCACGGCAGUAUGGAGCUGCGAUCCAGCUGCGACCCAUCGGCUAUGGGCAUGAAUGGAGGCUUCGAUGCUCAUGCGUACAUGUCCAAACUGGCCACUGGAAGUAGCACAACUCUGCCCAGUAACUGCAGCGGCAUCACUGGAGGGGCCAGGAUAUCCAUGCAGUCCAGACCUGGGUCUUCACAGCUCGUCCACAUACCCGAGGAGGCCCAUGAGAAUUACAACAACUCCUCCCCGAGGACGGAGGGAGCGAGAGGGGGAGAGAGCGAGGCGGUGACAAAGAUAAAUACCACAGCUCAAGCAAACUGGCAGCGGGCCGCGGAAAAGACGGCCUGCAGGCCCGAGGAAAACGGGCACGCCGCCCAGCCACGGAUUAUGCAGGUGAUCGCCAUGUCCAAGCAGCAGGGUCUGCUGCAGACCCAUUCCAAGAGCCUAGAUGAGAGUGGCUUCGGCUGCGGCACCACUGGGAGUGGCCCGGGCUCCGGCCGCUACCGAGCUCCAACCGAUCAGGACCCGGCCGGCGCCACAGGGCCAAACUCGAUGGGAAGCACCACCAGCAUUUCAGGGAGCUCCAUCGUCAGAGUAGAGGCGCACCCUGAGAACAGGCCCGUGAUUCAAGCGCCAUCCACGGACGGGAGCGGGUCAUGGAGGUGGCGGUCGCUGGAUCACGGCAACGGAGCUGUCGGAGGCCCGGGGCCCGGUGGAGCAGGAGGUGGGAGUCUGAGGCAGUCCUUUGACCUCAAUGAUCUCACCUCGGAAAGCUCAGACUCGAUUCGUGACGGGUCCAUUGAGAGGAAGCCCGGCAACCACAUCGUCACAACCACUGCCUCGGUCAGCACCCCCCCUAUAGUUACUGUUCAUACUCAGAACGUCAGCCAGGCUGAGCACAGGCUCCCCCCCCAGGGCCUUUCUACUAUACGGGUCACUCCGGGGGAUGGUAGCACAUCUGGAGCCGGAGGAGGCUGCGGCGGAAGCAGAGCAGGACGUGGGGAGGGCGCUUCUGAAACCGCCUCCGUUGCUUCCAGUCGGGAGUCCACGCUGCGGAGAAAAGGCAAUAAUAUCAUCCUGAUACCGGAGAGGGCCGACAGCCCCGAUAACGCACGCAACAUUUUCUACAAGGGGACAUCGACGACUCCCGCUUUCAAGGACUAACGUGAAGAGGGACUGGAGACUCUCGACACCACAUAGCUAAUAAUGCAAGACCACUGGACUUUCAUUCUACACCAUGUGACCAGACAGUGUUACCUGCCAUUGUGCAAAUCAUGCCAACUUCAAAAGAAAAAAAAGCUUUUACUCUGCAUGAGAUUUUUGUACAUGUUUACACUAAUUCACAACCUUUUUAAGUGUUGUAGAGCAAAUCACUGUGUACUUUUGUGGUCACUCCUGAGUGAACCCAUUGUAGUGUUGAUGGCGUGCCAGUGCUCUGGGGACCGGAGAGCUUUUUAGAUAACACUUCUGUAUGUACUGGAUAUGAAUCCUCAAAAAAAAGAAGAAAGCAGCACAGUAACGUUUAAACUGUAUUUACUUCCCUGCACUGUAAAUACUGUGUAAGUUUCAAAGGGUGCUACGCCACAUAUUACUAUUUACUAUACAACAUAAUGUAUGAUUUGAAUAGAUAAAGAAUGAAUUAUUUUAGAGUGAGCAUCAACGACAUUAAUGUGUCACAGAGAUAUGUUUUGUAUUUCAUCUCUUUUGUGUAUAGAAACCACAUACUCAACAGAAAACUGUUUUGAACCAUAAGUGGGCUUAGCAUUCCUUCUGUAGCUAUGAACUCAAUUAUGCUGUGACUUGCACUGAAAUAUGCGUUUACUGUACCUUGUAUAUUGUGAACCCUGACCUUAUAUCCUGUACUAACACCUGGAUGUUCAUGCCAAUCCUAUAUCUAUAGCACAAAACAGGGAGCAAAGCAGCAGAACCGUCUGCUUCCUUUUUAGAACAUAAAACUAAAUAGUGCACUUCCAAAAGUCAGUGCAAUACUUUCCCUAAGUGCACCCUACGGAGUUUGGAAGGUUACAGUUUGUUUAGGAGCAAUAUUUGUAGCUUUCAAAUGAGAAUUUUGAGAAAGAAAAACCUACUGCUGUUAAACCCACAACAAAAUGCCAACAUGAACAGAAUCACACACUCCUUUUUAGUU
Pungitius pungitius (ninespine stickleback) is the source of this 3721-nucleotide messenger RNA. RefSeq names its product phospholipid phosphatase-related protein type 4 (gene plppr4b). Bases 253 to 2739 code for a protein of 828 amino acids. Gene Ontology annotation, cellular component: plasma membrane. NCBI's taxonomy places the organism in Eukaryota, Metazoa, Chordata, Actinopteri, Perciformes, Gasterosteidae. The transcript has 7 exons. The record is from RefSeq and is a predicted model, not a curated record. Gene Ontology annotation, molecular function: phosphatidate phosphatase activity. Gene Ontology annotation, biological process: axonogenesis; phospholipid metabolic process; signal transduction.